Molecule: messenger RNA, 723 nt
Organism: Pseudocercospora fijiensis CIRAD86
Lineage: Eukaryota; Fungi; Ascomycota; Dothideomycetes; Mycosphaerellales; Mycosphaerellaceae
Exons: 3
Coding region: 1-723 (240 amino acids)
Biological process (GO): tRNA wobble uridine modification
Cellular component (GO): nucleus; cytoplasm
Molecular function (GO): S-adenosylmethionine-dependent methyltransferase activity; tRNA binding
Source: RefSeq, a predicted model, not a curated record
AUGCCUCCCGAAUCUCAAGACAACUCUCCACUUGGAGGCGAACAAUAUGAACAAGAGCACGUCCACGAAGUCUACGAACAAAUCGCCUCACAUUUCUCAUCCACACGCUACAAACCAUGGCCAAUAAUCGAACGCUUCCUCCAGAACCUAUCCCCAGGCUCAAUAGGCCUAGACAUCGGCUGCGGAAACGGAAAAUACCUCACCGUAAACCCCAACAUCUUCAUAAUCGGCUCCGACCGAUCUGCAAACCUCAUCACCAUCGCGAAAAACCAUCAACCACAUUCCGUCAUCGUCUCAGAUAUUCUCGACUUACCGCAUCAACCUUCGAAAUUUGAUUUCGCGAUUUCUAUAGCUGUCGUGCAUCAUCUUUCCACACGGGACCGAAGGAUUGAGGCUGUACGAGAGAUUUUGAAGACGUUGAAGGCGAAGGAUGGGAGGGCUUUGAUUUAUGUUUGGGCUUUGGAGCAAGAUGGUAGUCGGAGGGGGUGGAGUGAGAAGGAUGAUCAGGAUGUGAUGGUGCCGUGGGUUAUGAGAGUUUCGAAGAAGGCGAAGAAUGAUGAUUCGAAUGGUGCUCCUGCCGAAGAUCGGACGUUUCAUCGGUACUAUCAUCUCUAUAGAAAAGGUGAGUUGGAGGAUGAUAUCCAUGGCGCUGGUGGCGAGGUUGUCGAGUCUGGCUACGAGAAAGACAAUUGGUGGGCGGUUGCCACACGAAAAUCAGCUUAG